CUCAGUCUUUUAACCGUCUUCCCUCCAUUUUAUAUGAGGACCUCUUGAGCUCGCCCAGCAUCAAGUCCACCCCCUCUCCACCAGCGCAAGAACCUGCACACACACACAGCGUCUAGAAGGCCACGACGGCAAGAGACCGCGUCAUGGCCGAGGAGGAGGAGGAGGAGCUCGCGGGCGCGCCGCGGGUGGUGGGCGUCCUCUCCGCGCUGCUGGAGCGCGUCGUGGAGCGCAACGACGCGGCGGCGGAUGAGCUCGCCGCCGGGGCCGCGUCGGCGUCCGCGGCGACGUCGCCGGCACCGGCGUCGGCGUUCCGGGCCACGGCGAGGCCCGACAUCUCGGUGCGCUCGUACAUGGCGCGCAUCGCGCGGUUCGCCGGGUGCAGCCCCGCGUGCUACGUGGUGGCGUACGUCUACCUCGACCGCCUCCUGCGCCGCGGCCGGCGCGGGCGCGGCGCGCUCGCCGUGGACUCGUACAGCGUCCACCGCCUCCUCAUCACCGCCGUGCUCGCCGCCGUCAAGUUCAUGGAUGACGUGCGCUACAACAACGCCUACUUCGCCAGGGUCGGCGGCAUCAGCCUGCCGGAGAUGAACUACCUGGAGGUGGACUUCCUGUUCGCCGUCGGGUUCGACCUCAACGUGUCGCCGGAGACGUUUGGGCACUACUGCACCGUCCUCCAGGCCGAGAUGCUGUCCCUGGAGCUGGGCAAGACGCCGCCGCCGACGACGAUGACGACUCCUGCUGCCGCCGGCCCAAGGCUGCACAGCUGCUGCCUGUCUGAAGACGACGGCGCCACCAGCAGCAGCGCCAGCGGUAGUUCUCAGCAGCAGCUAGCUGCGUAGAGACGGGUACAGAGAUUGCUUCCAAGCAAGCAGCCGUGUGUGUCCACUUGCCCGUGUACAGUACAGGCGUGCUUGCUUGGAAGCAAGCAUGGAGUGUGCGAUUGGUUUGCUGUCGACUACUAGUGCUUAAUUAGCUUUAGCUUGCUAAGGUGCCCUAUAUAUAAUGCUCUUUUCUUGUUGUUGUUCACAUCUGGAGAUCGAAAGAAUCGAAAGGGGAACGAUAUAAAAUGUGCACUCUC
This is a messenger RNA of Setaria italica (foxtail millet), 1078 nucleotides long. Its product is annotated as cyclin-P4-1. Gene Ontology annotation, molecular function: protein kinase binding. Lineage: Eukaryota; Viridiplantae; Streptophyta; Magnoliopsida; Poales; Poaceae. Gene Ontology annotation, biological process: regulation of cyclin-dependent protein serine/threonine kinase activity. The record is from RefSeq and is a predicted model, not a curated record. Bases 144 to 839 code for a protein of 231 amino acids. The transcript has 2 exons.